UUAGAUCCUUGUAUAUAUAUCAUGAGAUUUGCUUAUAAACUUGAAUUUGGUGAUGAUAAAACAACUCAAGCCGUAUCUAACACAGCUAUAAGAAUCGUUAAAAGAAUGAAAAGGGAUAGUAUUCAUAGUGGCCGUAGACCAUCAGGAUUAUGUGGCGCAGCUUUAUUAAUAGCUGCGCGAUUACAUGAAUUCAACAGAUCAACUGCUGAUAUUAUAAAAAUUGUUAAGGUACACGAAUCUACCCUACGUAAAAGAUUAAUGGAAUUUGGUGAUACACCAUCCAGUGCUUUGACAUUAGAUGAAUUUAUGACAGUGGAUUUGGAAGAAGAACAAGAUCCUCCAGCAUUCAAAGCAGCACGUAAAAAAGAUAAAGAACGUUUACAAAAAUUAGAAAAUAUAGAUGCGGAAAUAAGUGAGCUGCAAGCAGAAAUUGAUAGACAGUUAGAAGAUUAUAGAAUUGGGAAAGUAAGAAAACGAAAGGAUGGUAAUUAUAUUUUUAUAUUUCAUGCAAUGUAUACAGGUCCUGAUAUAGCAUCUAUGAUGUCUGCAAAUGAUCAUUUAAAUGAAUCCAAGGAGAAAGAUAAUUAUUUUGAAAAUUCUUCUGAAGAAAUCUACACGAAUGAUAUUGAUGAUGAAGAAUUAGACAGUUAUAUUCUUUCGGAAAAAGAAUCGCAAUCUAAAUCAGCCCUUUGGAAUAAAGUAAACGCUGAUUAUCUUGUUCAACAAAAAGAAAAAGAAGAAAAACGUUUAAAAGAAAAAGAAGAAGGUAAACCUGAAAAAAAAAGAAGAAGAACAACCUCCAAAAAACAUAAAAUGCCUGCGAAUACUGCAGGCGAAGCAAUAGAAAAAAUGCUACAAGAAAAAAAGAUUUCGUCCAAGAUUAAUUACGAAGUGUUGAAAAAUUUAAACAAUCAACAACAAAACAGUCAAGACUUACCUGUCACGAAUACAUCGGAAUUAGACACAAUAAAUUUCAAGAAACCGAUAACAGUUAAUUCUACACUGAAGUCUACAGAGGUUUUGUCAACAAAAAAAUACCCUUCCAUUAAACCGAAUACCCAGCAAUUAAAAAAAUCACUGGAUAAAACAUUAGAUAAAAUAUCUAGAAAAGACGAAGAAUUUACAAAGAAAGAAAUCAAUUCAAUGGAAUUGGAUACACCUAUAGUGGAUACAUCUGAAAUUGGAUAUGAUAAUGACGAUUACCUUGAUGAGGAAGAAUCUGAUGCUACGGAAAUGUCACUUGGACAGAUGCUCGAGUCUCGUGCAACAUCUGAGAGUGAAUUUUGUGAUGAUGGUUAUGAAUAUGAAUAAAAAUCUAAAUAUUUACAUAAU
Messenger RNA from Wasmannia auropunctata (little fire ant), 1332 nucleotides. RefSeq names its product transcription factor IIIB 90 kDa subunit-like. The transcript is spliced from 9 exons. The annotation marks the transcript as partial. Gene Ontology annotation, molecular function: RNA polymerase III type 3 promoter sequence-specific DNA binding; TBP-class protein binding; RNA polymerase III general transcription initiation factor activity. The record is from RefSeq and is a predicted model, not a curated record. Gene Ontology annotation, cellular component: nucleus; transcription factor TFIIIB complex; transcription preinitiation complex. NCBI's taxonomy places the organism in Eukaryota, Metazoa, Arthropoda, Insecta, Hymenoptera, Formicidae. Gene Ontology annotation, biological process: transcription preinitiation complex assembly; DNA-templated transcription initiation; transcription by RNA polymerase III.